CACCUGUUUUACAAAAUUCAUUUUGUGCAUGAAAAUAUUUUGAGGCACAAGCAAUAUGUUUAAAAUCUCAUACAGUAUUGUUGUUCUUGCAAUCAUCAUUCUGUGUAGCAAAGAAACGUACCUGAAAAUGUUUUACGGAGAAAGAACAAAUGACUACCCAAAAUCCUCUUGCCUGGACAUUGGUAAAUUUCAAAGUACGGGAAGAUGUCUCGCGGUGUGCGGAACUACACUUGAAAUGCUCAUUAUGAUCAGCCACAAUAUGGAAACACAUACAUGCAUGUGUUGUGAUGACAUUACGGGAAGUGACAUCAUCGGUUCAAACUGGAAGACAUAUAUCCCACCACAAUGUGGAUACCAUUAUGUUACAUACGACUUGUUCUCAUUCCAAACGUGUUUGAAGUUUACUGGUGUCAAUGUCACGUAUCCUUCAGCUGUCGCAAACUGUCAAGCGGAAAGAAGCAGUGUUAUUAAGAUUGAUUCACAGGAAAAGUUCGACAUAUUCAAACACUAUGUUGUACCAAUCGCCAACAAUACAGUGACACAGGUGUGGGUACAAGGAGAAAAGGUUGGCCAGCAGUGGCAGUUUCAUGAUGGAAGCCCAAUGCCAGACUUUUGUCCUAUCAGCAUGAGCAAUUCUUCCUCGGAAAUUCGUCUGCGAGCCCACGGGAGAACUAGUUUUACGUGCGUUGAUACCAAUGAUAACAGCAAAUAUUAUUACUUGUGCGAGCACUAUCGUGUCCUGGCCAUCAGCAACUGAUACGUUUACAAUAUUUUGGA
Molecule: messenger RNA, 777 nt
Organism: Magallana angulata
Lineage: Eukaryota; Metazoa; Mollusca; Bivalvia; Ostreida; Ostreidae
Exons: 3
Coding region: 56-757 (233 amino acids)
Source: RefSeq, a predicted model, not a curated record